CUUGCAUAUUGACAAUACAUACUGAUACAGUGUGUACUAUUUUUGUUGAUGUUUUUUUUUAAACUGAAACAAAUAUACCGAAAUCGGAAAUAUAUAGGGUUUUCGUGGAUUUACGUGGAAGUAGGAAUAAAUCCGUAAAUAGCAACUUAUUUACCAUUUUGAAAGAGGCUAUGGAGCUCUUAGAGACCGAGAGAUAUUUGAGGCAGAUCUAGUAGUGAAUCGAUCUUCUCAUUUAAGAAUAAACAACCAGCGAGAACAAGACCCCAGUUAGUUGACUCGCAACAUGACGGAAGUGACAUUCUCAAUACAAUAUAAUACCCAGCCCGGCGAGUCUAUCGUCGUGACUGGGUCUAUCCCCGAAUUAGGCGAGUGGGAAGUGAACAAAGCGUUACGCCUGGACUAUCGUGACGGUGGACACUGGUUAGGUGCAGCAACGAUCUCUGGCGAUUUUGAGUACAAGUACGCAAUCGCAUACGAUUUCGGUACGGCUCUCACGUGCGAGUUUGGGGACAACCGCAAAUGUGCAUUAGCAGAUGGAUUAGCUAGAGCUGUGCUCCAAGAGAGCUGGCGCCCCCAUGAGGUCGACACAAAUGUACUGUACAGUUCAUUCUUUGUGGAUGGAGCAUUGCGUCCUGCCGAAGACCGUAUUGCUCCGGCAACAGGUAAAUAUGAAUCUGGACCCGUCGUUCGCAUUGUGAUGCGUUGCCCUCAGGUCGAGACCGGCGAUUCAGUAGCCGUCACUGGUUCGUGCGCGGCCCUUGGAGAUUGGGACGAGGCUAAAGCGCUGGUGCUCUCAAACGUAGACCAUCCCGUCUGGACUGGCGAAUUCAAUACGGAUGCGGGGCAAGAGAUCUCGUACAAGUUCAUCAUCAAGGGAAAAGACGGCAAGGUGCGAUGCUGGGAGGAGGGAGACAACCGGUCUCUGUUGGUGUCUAAAUCAUUCGGCAAAGGUGAUCUAUGGGUCAAAUCCGACGAGUUCUUCCGUUUCAAGGCCAACUGGCGUGGCUGUGGCGUAGCCAUGCCCGUGUUUGCACUGCGAACAAAAGAGAGCGCCGGAGUCGGUGAAUUCAACGAUAUUAAGAAGCUCGUGGAUUGGUCGGAUAAGGUGGGCUGUGCGCUUAUUCAGAUCUUACCGAUCAACGACACUGUCGCCAAGCAGAAGUGGACUGAUUCUUACCCUUACGCAGCCAUAUCUGUGUAUGCCCUGCAUCCCAUGUAUCUUAACAUGAAGAAGAUGGGCACCCUGCGUAGUGAAACAACACAGAAGGCCAUCAAUGAGAAAGCGAAGGAGCUGAACGCACUGCCUGAGGUUGACUAUGAGGCUGUAAUGAAGCUGAAGUCUCGUUUCUAUAAGCUGCUCUUCGAUGAAGUCAAGGAGGAGUUCUUCAAAGAUCCCGCCUACCAAGCAUGGUUUGAAAAAAACAAAGAGUGGCUUCUACCGUAUGCCAUGUUCUCAUAUUUCCGUGAUAUAUACCAGACCCCCGACUUCACCAAAUGGGGAGAUUUCUCAUCGCAGACUUUCGAGCAGCUAGAGGUGCUUGCAGACCCCAAAAAGGAUGACUACACGGAUAUCUCCGUACAUUACUUCAUCCAAUACCACUUGCACUUGCAGUUGCAAGAGGCUGCUGGCUAUGCUCGCUCUAAGAAUAUUUGUCUGAAGGGAGAUAUCCCUAUCGGCAUUUUCAGACACAGUGUAGAUGCAUGGAUGUAUCCUAAUCUAUUCAACAUGGAGAUGCAGGCCGGUGCUCCACCAGAUGAUUUCGCCGUCGAUGGGCAGAAUUGGGGUUUCCCUACCUACAAAUGGGAGGAGAUGGAGAAAGACGGUUUCCAGUGGUGGGUGAAGCGUCUGACGCAGAUGGCUGAGUACUUCGAUGCUUACCGUAUUGAUCAUGUACUUGGUUUCUUCCGUAUCUGGCAGAUCCCCAUGAACGCUGUGACGGGUCUUAUGGGCUACUUCAACCCCGCUAUUCCGAUCCACAUCGACGAGAUUCGCAGCCGAGGUAUACAUUUCGACUACGACAGGUAUUGCAAGCCAUAUAUUCGCGAGCACUUCCUGGGCGACAAGUUUGGUGAGUAUACCGAUUAUGUGAAGUCCGAAUUCCUUGAGCCCCAAGAUCAUGGGGUGUGGGUACUGAAGGAACAUGUGGACACACAACGAAAGGCAGCCAAUCUUUUGGCUCCUACCGAGACUAUGUCUAUGGCUGAUCGUGCCAGAAAUGAGAAGAUUAAGAGAGGUUUGUGGGCCCUGCACGCCGAGAUUCUAUUGAUUGAGGUACCAGGCAGUAAUAAGACUGAGUUCCACCCGCGUGUGCGUAUGAAUACAGGCUGCAAGAGCUUUGAAGAACUGGAUGGACACAGCAAAUCACAGCUGUACGAAUUGUAUUUAGACUACUUCUUCUCGCGGCAGGAAGAAUUCUGGGCGGAGAAAGCUCGUGUUAAGUUGCCCGCCAUCAAGAAUGCUACCAAUAUGUUGAUCUGUGCAGAGGAUUUGGGCAUGGUACCGGCGUGUGUGCCCGGUGUCAUGAAAAAACUUGAUAUGGUCCGCUUGGCCAUACAAAGAAUGCCUCCAGACACAACACAGAGCUUCUGGCAUCCCCAGGAUACGCCCUACCUGUGCGUAGCUUCUCCAUCUGGCCAUGACAUGUCCUCCAUUCGCGGCUGGUGGGAGGAAGACCGCGCUGUGACUCAGAAAUUCUGGGAAGAGAUUCUAGGUCACCACGGAUCAGCCCCUAGCAUGUGCGAACCGUUUGUGGUGUACGAAGUUGUUAAUCAACACUUGUGGGCUCCCUGUAUCCUGGCAAUCUUCCCUAUUCAGGAUAUCGUAGGAAUGAACGGCAAUCUUAGAAGAAACCCGCCUCAGGUUGAGCAAAUCAAUGUACCGGCGAACCCCGAACACUAUUGGCGUUAUCGAUUCCAUAUGAACAUGGAAGAUCUUAUUGAGGAAACUAGCUUCAACAACAGCUUCAAGAAAAUGAUUAUGGAUGCCGGCCGACGAUCCGCAUAUGGCACACACACUCAAUAACCGGGGUCUUUAACCCGAUUUUCAAACACGAAUAACUUUUGAUCCAACCAUACAAAUUCAAAAAGCAAAACGCCAAAGUCCUCGGCUGAUGGUGAGCUGUCCAAAAAUGCAAUAAAAAAAAGGAAUGGCAUAUUUGGACCCCUUGGGGUCUGGUCCGAGGUUCUGGCCCAUCUGGGUAUGGUAUACAAAGCCGGUUUUUACUAAUUCGACACACACAGCUUCUCCGGAACAAAAUUUGUAUAACAAUCACAAACAAAACCAUUUGCAUAUGUACAUAUCGUACGUGUGUGUUUGCACACACAAAUAAUAGAUACCAAAACUUAGUCACAAUUUGUUUAGAAUGGUUCAGACUAGAAAGCGCAAAUAUGUACAGACUACCUCCAAGUUGGGUGGCAGCAAGAAUAGACGCGGCGAAUGAGAUAGACUCAUAACGAACAAAACUCGAGGAUUUGUAACAAGAGCGCAUGUAUCGGAUGGCAGUAGCUAUGCGAGUGAUACAGAGAGCGAUGCAACACCGUGUAAAAAGAAGCAAAGUGGACGGUCACAAAGACAGUACGCUCGUGAGAAAACUGGGCGAUUUGGUGGCAAUGUUAAACAAGCUAACAAGGGCAGAGCAUCGAUGGAGAGUUUGAAUCGAAAACGUCCGAAAAUACUAGGUGUGUAUUCCCAAGUGUUCUGACCGUACGAAACGUAAAAAGCAGUUGAUUUUGAAGCGUGCAGCAGUUGGUACAGCCGGUUUGAGUUCAUUCGGCUUUGGACAGAAGUGCAUUGUUUGUGAAUAAACAAAAUGUGACUGUUCUGAGUUGGAUCGAGAAUCAGAGCGAAGGCGUCGUUUCAUUAACGAAUAUAUGUGCAUAUGCGAUAGUGCAAGCUAUCGUGAUUGUACUUGUAUGUGUGCUUGUUGGUUAACCGAGGACCAGAUAUGCACAUGUGUAAACGAGGGAGUGUUUGAAAUAAAUGCUUACCCUGCGUCUGUGUCAAGCAAUGCGUCGUGCGUUUCUGAUACAGAUGGAGAGUUACAACAUCCAGACGAAGAUUUGUUUGUCGAUAGUGAGGAAACAACUUCGAACAGUAGUCUCAACAAUCCUCUAGAUAACAUAAUAGAUGACCAGGAUUUUGAUGAGUUUGACGCAGCACUAGAGGCGUUAUUGGAGGAAGAGUUGGAUCGAAACACGAAGAACCACUCAAAAGUGUGGUCUUUAUCUAGUGACCAAGUAACUCUUAGGAUUAAUAUACUCAACCGUGAACUCAGAAAACAUUCACUUGCUAUCACACAGAGAGAUAGAAGUAUGGCUAUGAAAAUGUAUCUGAUAAGCUGUAGUCGUGCUAACUGUAGUUUCAAAAGAGGCGAUGAUCUGGAUGAGAGGAGUGCUCCACAGAAGUGGCACACUUACAUACUGAUAAAUUAACGGGUAGCAUAUAAACUGUAAAUAGGG
Messenger RNA from Sphaeroforma arctica JP610, 4458 nucleotides. RefSeq lists its product as hypothetical. The record is from RefSeq and is a predicted model, not a curated record. NCBI's taxonomy places the organism in Eukaryota, Ichthyosporea, Ichthyophonida. Gene Ontology annotation, molecular function: starch binding; 4-alpha-glucanotransferase activity. Gene Ontology annotation, biological process: carbohydrate metabolic process. The transcript is spliced from 12 exons. Bases 284 to 3022 code for a protein of 912 amino acids.